UGCUCUGGGUUUAGUGUCUGUGAGUCCCAGUCAGGAGACAUACCUGCUCAGACACUAUGAGUACAGUCUGCAGCCUCCUGGGACUCCUCCUGUACUGUGUGGCCACCUGGGCUACUGAGACAGCAGAUUUAGAUUUACUCAAUGUGUGUCCUUCCUUUGAUCCCUCCAUCUGUCCACUGGCCAAACCGGGGCCUGAUGAGUGUAAAUUCGACAGUCCGUGUCCAAGUGGCAAAAAAUGCUGUUGCUCCAACUGUGGCUGGAAAUGUGUAACCCCCGUGCAAGUGAGACCAGGACGCUGUCCCCCUAUUAAAGCUAGGUGUUUGAUGCCACUGCCGAAGCCCGAAUGCCAGACGGACAGUAACUGUCCCGGGAAACAGAAAUGCUGUAAUAUUUGUGGGAAUAGCUGCUGGGAUCCUGCGGAAGAGCCACAUGGCGUUUGUCCUGUGAGUGAGAUAGAGAAGGGGAAAAGUCUGGUUUGUCCAUCUGUCCUGUGUAGUCGGGAUUCGGACUGUGCCGCGGAUGAGAAGUGCUGUGUCUCUGGGGAUGGACAGAAAUGUGUGAAGCCUUCUUCAGAUUUAGAUUUACUCAAUGUGUGUCCUCCGUUUGAUCCCUCCAUCUGUCCACUGGCCAAACCGGGGCCCGAUGAGUGUAAAUUCGACAGUCCAUGUCCAAGUGGCAAAAAAUGCUGUUGCUCCAACUGUGGCUGGAAAUGUGUCCCCCCAGUGCAAGUAAAACCUGGGCGCUGUCCCCCUAUUGCAGUCAGAUGUAAGUUCCCACCACCGGAGCCCGCAUGCCAAGCUGAUCGUGACUGUCCAGGCAAACAGAAAUGCUGUAAUAUUUGUGGGAAUAGCUGCUGGGAUCCAGCAGAAGAGCCACAUGGCGUUUGUCCUGUGGGUGAGACCAAGAAGAAGAAGAGUCUGGUUUGUCCGUCCGUACUGUGUAGUCGUGAUUCGGACUGUGCCGCGGAUGAGAAGUGCUGUGUCUCUGGGGACGGACAGAAAUGUGUGAAGCCUUCUCCAGAUUUAGAUUUACUCAAUGUGUGUCCUCCGUUUGAUCCCUCCAUCUGUCCACUGGCCAAACCUGGGCCCGAUGAGUGUAAAUUUGACAGUCCAUGUCCAAGUGGCAAAAAAUGCUGUUGCUCCAACUGUGGCUGGAAAUGUGUCCCCCCAGUGCAAGUAAGACCUGGGCGCUGUCCCCCUAUUGUAGUCAGAUGUAAGUUCCCACCACCGAAGCCCGCAUGCCAAGCUGAUCGUGACUGUCCAGGCAAACAGAAAUGCUGUAAUAUUUGUGGGAAUAGCUGCUGGGAUCCUGCAGAAGAGCCACAUGGCGUUUGUCCUGUGGGUGAGACCAAGAAGAAGAAGAGUCUGGUUUGUCCGUCCGUACUGUGUAGUCGUGAUUCGGACUGUGCCGUGGAUGAGAAGUGCUGUGUCUCUGGGGACGGACAGAAAUGUGUGAAGCCUUCUCCAGAUUUAGAUUUACUCAAUGUGUGUCCUCCGUUUGAUCCCUCCAUCUGUCCACUGGCCAAACCGGGGCCUGAUGAGUGUAAAUUCGACAGUCCGUGUCCAAGUGGCAAAAAAUGCUGUUGCUCCAACUGUGGCUGGAAAUGUGUAACCCCCGUGCAAGUGAGACCAGGACGCUGUCCCCCUAUUAAAGCUAAGUGUUUGAUGCCACUGCCGGAGCCCGUAUGCCAGACGGACAGUAACUGUCCCGGGAAACAGAAAUGCUGUAAUAUUUGUGGGAAUAGCUGCUGGGAUCCUGCGGAAGAGCCACAUGGCGUUUGUCCUGUGAGUGAGAUAGAGAAGGGGAAAAGUCUGGUUUGUCCAUCUAUCCUGUGUAGUCGGGAUUCGGACUGUGCCGCGGAUGAGAAGUGCUGUGUCUCUGGGGAUGGACAGAAAUGUGUGAAGCCUUCUUCAGAUUUAGAUUUACUCAAUGUGUGUCCUCCGUUUGAUCCCUCCAUCUGUCCACUGGCCAAACCGUGGCCCGAUGAAUGUAAAUUUGACAGUCCAUGUCCAAGUGGCAAAAAAUGCUGUUGCUCCAACUGUGGCUGGAAAUGUGUCCCCCCAGUGCAAGUAAGACCUGGGCGCUGUCCCCCUAUUGCAGUCAGAUGUAAGUUCCCACCACCGGAGCCCGCAUGCCAAGCUGAUCGUGACUGUCCAGGCAAACAGAAAUGCUGUAAUAUUUGUGGGAAUAGCUGCUGGGAUCCCGCAGAAGAGCCACAUGGCGUUUGUCCUGUGGGUGAGACCAAGAAGAAGAAGAGUCUGGUUUGUCCGUCCGUACUGUGUAGUCGUGAUUCGGACUGUGCCGCGGAUGAGAAGUGCUGUGUCUCUGGGGACGGACAGAAAUGUGUGAAGCCUUCUCCAGAUUUAGAUUUACUCAAUGUGUGUCCUCCGUUUGAUCCCUCCAUCUGUCCACUGGCCAAACCGGGGCCUGAUGAGUGUAAAUUCGACAGUCCGUGUCCAAGUGGCAAAAAAUGCUGUUGCUCCAACUGUGGCUGGAAAUGUGUAACCCCCGUGCAAGUGAGACCAGGACGCUGUCCCCCUAUUAAAGCUAAGUGUUUGAUGCCACUGCCGGAGCCCGUAUGCCAGACGGACAGUAACUGUCCCGGGAAACAGAAAUGCUGUAAUAUUUGUGGGAAUAGCUGCUGGGAUCCUGCGGAAGAGCCACAUGGCGUUUGUCCUGUGAGUGAGAUAGAGAAGGGGAAAAGUCUGGUUUGUCCAUCUAUCCUGUGUAGUCGGGAUUCGGACUGUGCCGCGGAUGAGAAGUGCUGUGUCUCUGGGGAUGGACAGAAAUGUGUGAAGCCUUCUUCAGAUUUAGAUUUACUCAAUGUGUGUCCUCCGUUUGAUCCCUCCAUCUGUCCACUGGCCAAACCGGGGCCCGAUGAGUGUAAAUUCGACAGUCCAUGUCCAAGUGGCAAAAAAUGCUGUUGCUCCAACUGUGGCUGGAAAUGUGUCCCCCCAGUGCAAGUAAGACCUGGGCGCUGUCCCCCUAUUGCAGUCAGAUGUAAGUUCCCACCACCGGAGCCCGCAUGCCAAGCUGAUCGUGACUGUCCAGGCAAACAGAAAUGCUGUAAUAUUUGUGGGAAUAGCUGCUGGGAUCCCGCAGAAGAGCCACAUGGCGUUUGUCCUGUGGGUGAGACCAAGAAGAAGAAGAGUCUGGUUUGUCCGUCCGUACUGUGUAGUCGUGAUUCGGACUGUGCCGCGGAUGAGAAGUGCUGUGUCUCUGGGGACGGACAGAAAUGUGUGAAGCCUUCUCCAGAUUUAGAUUUACUCAAUGUGUGUCCUCCGUUUGAUCCCUCCAUCUGUCCACUGGCCAAACCGGGACCUGAUGAGUGUAAAUUCGACAGUCCGUGUCCAAGUGGCAAAAAAUGCUGUUGCUCCAACUGUGGCUGGAAAUGUGUAACCCCCGUGCAAGUAAGACCUGGGCGCUGUCCCCCUAUUGUAGUCAGAUGUAAGUUCCCACCACCGAAGCCCACAUGCCAAGCUGAUCGUGACUGUCCAGGCAAACAGAAAUGCUGUAAUAUUUGUGGGAAUAGCUGCUGGGAUCCAGCAGAAGCCCAUAUUUAUCCACUGAAUCUGUGA
This is a messenger RNA of Pelobates fuscus (common spadefoot toad), 3578 nucleotides long. Its product is annotated as cysteine-rich motor neuron 1 protein-like. Lineage: Eukaryota; Metazoa; Chordata; Amphibia; Anura; Pelobatidae. The record is from RefSeq and is a predicted model, not a curated record. Bases 57 to 3578 code for a protein of 1173 amino acids. Gene Ontology annotation, cellular component: extracellular region. Gene Ontology annotation, molecular function: serine-type endopeptidase inhibitor activity. The transcript is spliced from 25 exons.